Miniopterus natalensis is the source of this 2439-nucleotide messenger RNA. Lineage: Eukaryota; Metazoa; Chordata; Mammalia; Chiroptera; Miniopteridae. The record is from RefSeq and is a predicted model, not a curated record.
AUGAACACUCAAACCCGUCCUUCCGAAAGCUUUCCCGUGCGCGGUCGCAGCCAGGCUCGCUCCUGCAGUGCGGCUUUCGCGCUGGGGGUUGUUCACGGUUCCGGCAAAGCCGAGGCCCCGGUUCCCACGGCGGCAGGUUUGGUGACCGGUCGGAGCCCCCGAGUCUUGUUUCCGCAGGUGGACUUCGAGGACGUGAUCGCGGAGCCCGAGUCCACGCACUCCUUUGACAAAGUGUGGAUCUGCAGCCAUGCCCUCUUUGAGGUCAGCAAAUACGUGAUUUACAAGUUCCUGACCGUGUUCCUGGCUAUCCCCCUGGCCUUUGCUGCUGGAAUUCUCUUUGCCACCCUCAGCUGUCUGCACAUCUGGAUUAUAAUGCCUUUUGUAAAGACCUGCCUACUGGUCCAGCCUUCAGUGCAGACAAUAUGGAAGAGUGUGACAGAUGUUGUCAUUGCUCCAUUGUGUACAAGCGUAGGACGCAUCUUCUCUUCUGUCAGCUUGCAACUGAGCCACAACUGAACACUGGGACCCAGGUCUGGAGAUUUGGAUACUGUAAUACUUCUUUGUUGUUAUAGCAUAAAGCAACUACUGUUCUGUUCAUUGCCUAGCUGUUCUCAUUAAGAAAACUAUUAAGAUGGGCAGCCACAUUUAGAAAUGUUUAUUGGCAAUUUUUUUCAAAUAAUUAUUUUAUAAUUAAUAACCAAGGAUUUCAUAUCUAACUUUAUAACCAGAAUCAUACAGUAGGUUGGAAACACUGAUUUUAAAGGCAAACACUUUUUGCUUUAGUACAAAAGUAUGUAUUUUAUCAUGAUGAAUUUAUAAUAAUCAAAGUACAUUUCUCUCAAAUACUACAAUGGUUUUGUGCACAACUGCACAUAAAAAUAUGGGAUUUCUUAUUUUUUUACUCUGGAAGUAAUACUUUUAAAUUACCCUUGCAGAUAAAGCCAUAGGGAUACUUAGUAAUAAGAUAUACAAAGAUUCUAGAAAUUGCAAUAAUGAAAGCAUACAGCAGUAAUAGAGGCUAUCAAAUAAAUAAAACAAAUGUGAAAAUUGAUUUAUGCAAAUGUGUUCCUUAAAAUAAGGUAUUGUUAAUCGACAGUCCUAUUUAACAAGACAUUUCAUUUUACUGUAUAUUUUGUACUUAAUGUAAAUGUUGCUCUAAUCAGAUUGCUUUAAAGUACUUUUAUUGUAUUUGUGUUCUUGUUGAGCUAAUAUAUAAAAUGAGUAACUAUAUCUCCCACAAGGAAUUUCUCUGCUGAGAUUGCACUGCCUUGAUUAUGUAAGCAUAUCUAUCUUCUUCGGGAACAGAAUGUAAAAGACCAAUGUACUUGCUUUUCUUUCUAACUUUCCAAGCAAAACCCUGAAAUGUUUUAUAACUAAUGUUUAUCUUAAAAUAAUCUGUAUCUAAUUCUUAUUUUGUCUAGGAGAUGCUUUCUCUCUUAUAGUUAGAAAUUAAACCUAUAUGCUGAAUUCCUAUUAAUGUUUCACUUUACCUUCAAGUAAUAUUGGUGCUAAUUGAUAACAUUUUACAAUAAAGGCUAUUUCUUACACUUAAGUACAAUUUCAACUACAGUGAUUCAUGUAGAGAGACUUCUAAGAAAGUUGUCAAUCUGUUGGGUUCUUGCGACUGAGCUAUUAUAUAUAAAUUAAACACUAACAGCUAUAAAAUUUUAAUAUGUUGUGUAACAUGGGUUUUGUUACACAGUAUAGAAUUAUUCUUAUCAUUUUGAACUGUACAAUCCUAUUUCAAUGUUAUGAGUUGGUGUUGUUUUAAAAAUCUCAUUAUUCCAAAAUGAUAGCGUACACAAACUAUUUCUAUGAUGUGAGUGGUUACUAAUUUACAUAUCUUAAAAGUAUAAACAUGCUCAAAUUUCAGAAUUACUAUAAGAACCUGAAUUAACAUUCCUUUGAAUAUCUUAAAAGAUGACAAAUCUUCAUUCAAAUAUUAAUUUUAUUUUUCCAAAUUGCCAGGAUUGGUGAAAUAAAGCAUGAUCAAACUGGAAUACUCUUGGAGACCAAAGCAAAUGAAUGAUUAAAUUAUGAAACUUGUAUUUUUCUGAAGGUAGUCUCAAAAGACACUUAUAAAAACUGUCUUAGGCCAUUUUAGCAUCUGUAGAAAAGACCCUCAUGAUCAUUACCUUAAGGCAUUACCACUCAUUUGGCAAGUUUUAAAGCCAAAAUACAUAUACUUAGUCAUAUAACAAAACCAAUUAACUUUUAACAAAUGAUAAAUAUGAGCUCCUUAUUUCUGAAUAGCACUGGAUACUUUCAAAGUGAAUUUUUAUAGAGAUUUGCCAUUAACUAUUUCAAAGACUGAAAUUUUGUACCAAGUGGAUCCAGGUUUCAUGUGCAAGCAUGUUUGUUUUUUAGCUGGGUGUGGGUGAGAGGUUCAUGACUUGGAGACUUUCCGAAUAUCCAUAAUAAACUUUCUAAAAACCCAUA